Molecule: messenger RNA, 5067 nt
Organism: Schistosoma haematobium
Lineage: Eukaryota; Metazoa; Platyhelminthes; Trematoda; Strigeidida; Schistosomatidae
Exons: 22
Coding region: 1-5067 (1688 amino acids)
Source: RefSeq, a predicted model, not a curated record
AUGCCACUUACACAGAAUUCAUUUAAUGAAGCAAUCGAUACAGUACAAAUAAAUGAUGAUCAAGUGACAGAAAUGGUUUGGUUUAAAAGUUCAGUAGUUAAAAUUGUAUUAUUUGUACUUGGAGCAAUUUUACUAUGUUCCAUUGUGUUGAUACUUUUAGCCACAGCUUUAACACAUACAGCAUGGUUUCUUCGAAGAAGACGUUCUAUUCAUAAACGUUUAGAUUCAUCAAAUAGAUCAAAAUUAGAAAUGAAAGAUUAUAUGUUACAUUAUUUCUGUUUUGCUGUCGAAGCGCUUGCAAUAAACUCUGUAAAUGAUAGUGAAACUUCGUUAAAACAUACAAAAAUUUUUGCUUACAAAAAAAGUGAAAAUUCCUUUGAACAACCAUCAUUACCUUUACGAUUUCAACCUGAAAAACUAUAUGGAACGACAACAGUAUUGCACAAAGAUAGAAGUCGAAAAGGAAGUUGUAUUAAUUUACCAUUUCAUCCACAAGAAAAUCAAUUUAGAAAGAAGUCUAUGUUUGAUAGUUUUGUAUUUUCUGAUCAGAGGAGAUAUUCUAAGCCGUUGGAUUCAAAUAGCUUGUUAAGAAGCAACCUCUCUAUCCAUCACUCUCAUUUAGCCGGUAGUGAGAAAAAUUCUUCGGAAUUAAUCAAGUCAGUAAUAGCUUCGAAGUUGGAACCACAGGAUAUUCCACAACAUUUUUCAAUUUUGUCUAAUCAAUCUUCUUUCGAUCGAAAUAGUAGUCGUAAAACAUCAGUAUCAACUGAUGAUACAAAGUGUUGUGCUCCGAAUGAAGGGGAUAUAUGUCUUGCUGUCCCCAUAGUUACACGUAGAGCUUCAGCAACGGACUAUGAGCUUCUCGAUAGUCGUUUAGGUAAAUCUAAAAGAUUGUUAGAUACUCCGAUAUCCAUAACUGUGACUGACACUCAAGCUGAGCUAGAUGGUAAAUUAACCUUAAAAAAUGAUGAUAUACAUGCAUUGGGUACUCCAGGGUUAUUUUUAGAAGACCAAAAGUUUACUCGUCGAAACAGCUUUCUCUCUUAUUCUACAGCUGUCGAGGUCAAUGGCAAAGAGGAUCAAGAACCUACUGAUGAUGAUAAGUAUUUUCAUCCAUCUGCUGAAAUACAAAACAAGAUAGUAAGCUCAUCUUCAUUUUUCAGUGGACUGCAAACAAACGAGUCUAUAUUACUGGAUACGGAUACUGAUAAACAGAAAAUCAUGUAUAAACGACUUCCACCUGUUAUCACUUAUGACUGGAUCAAAUUCCCUGCUGGGAUUAUGGCUAUUGGUGUAAAGUAUUCUUCACAUGUUAGUAGUAAUCAAGAUCACAUCUUAGUCACACUGCACACAGGUAAAAAUCUGCUAUCUCCUCGCUUAUGGCAUAAAACAAUUUUUUGUGUUUACUGUACUAUAUCUAAUAAAGAAAUUACUCAAACAUUCACUGUUCACAGUAAAGAAACCGAAUUCGGUUGUCCACAGUUUUUAAAUCAUAAUGAGAUUUCAAUGAAUAUACCAGUAAGAAGAUGUUCAAUCUUAUCUGGAGCACAUAAUAUUGAAGCACCAAAAAUACAUAUAAAAUUGAAAAUUUUCGAAUCCAUUCCUAAGUGGUCUGGUGAUAAAGAAUAUUAUCACGGAUCUUGUAGUAUGUCAACAGAAGAACUUUCGAACGGUCAAAAGGAAUUUGAACACAUCGGAUGGUGUCUAGUUGAAGAAGCUUAUCCAGCAAUACGUUUAUCAGGUGAUAUGUUAAUUUCAAUAUGUCGUAAUCAAAGCAAAGGAUUUGUUAAUAUUCGAAUACAUGAAAUAAGAAAUUUACAAUUUCUUUCAUAUGGAAGAUGGAGAAUUGAAAACUUGAACGAUGCGUUAAAUAGCAGAGCUUAUGAAAUGACAGCUCAGAAAAUGCUUCCGAAUGAAUUCCUAGUUCUGUUAUAUAUAUUCUGUGCAGCUUCAUUCAUCAGUUUUUACGUUGGAGAUCAAUUCUUGAUUUUAUUGUGCUUUCAUUAUUCUUUGUUGCUUGUGAUCACAUUAGGAACUAUACUUAUGGCUGAAAUAAUGGCUUUGAGAACUUUGUUGCCGCUCAUAUGGAGUGCUCCAGUCAAUUUGUUGUACAUACUACUCAUUAAUUGCUUUCUCUGCCAUUAUUUAGUGUGGUCUGUGUUAAAGUUUUCUCUUGCUAACAUUGAAUGUGAGGUUCUUGAGAUUCCAACUUUCAGUAGCUUACCAACAAUCUGUUGUCUACUGAUCACGAUGCUGGGCUUUGGUCAUUGGAAAAAACACUUGACUUCACUAACAUGCUUUCUUGGAUAUAAACCGAAAAAACAUCUUGAAGUCCUUUGGAAUUCAUUCAUGGAGGCGUGCAUUGCUAUUUUGCUAAACAUAUUCUCUGUAUUGAAUUAUGCUGUAUAUUAUUACUUUGAUGAAAGUGACGGGUCAUUCCUUAAAUUCAUGAUCGAGAUUCUGUUUUUAAUAACGACAACAAACUUAAUAUCAUCACAACUUCGUGUUCAAAGUCUGCUUACACCUAAGGAUACUUUAAAUAAACAGAUUUCCCGUAUGGUUAUUCCCUUGUUCACUGGAAUUAUUUUAUUGAAUAUGCACACAGAAUUUUUUAACACUUUGAGCAAUACACUCAGUUAUUUGCCCAUAUUCACUGUGCAUUUUCUAGUCUUUUUAAUCAUAGUUUCAGUUACAUUGCUUAGAUACUAUCACCAAACUAUGAAAACAGAACUAUUUCUGAAGAUCAUGUCAACAAUACUAUGUGUUAUGAUCAUUGGACUGUAUUGGAAUAACCUUUCAAAUGUGUUCAGAAUUUCUCGGCAGCCUUUCUGGAAGAAGAGAUCUAUAAAUCAUUUGUUUUGGAGUGGAAUUGUUUGUCUCAUAUUUUCGGUACUCACAAUGUUUGCUUAUGAAUUUGGGAAUCAAGAAAUAUUUGAUAUAAUCUUUGGCGUUUCUUUAUGCAUUCUACAUUAUUCCGAAUGGUGUUUAUAUAUGACCACUUAUAUUUCUGAAUCCUGGCUGUACAAUUCUUGCAUAAUCACUGUUGUGUCAGUAUUACUGGCAGCUGCAUCUACAAACCGAAGACGUUUCAUGAAUAAUUCCGUUUUAAAUCGGAGUUUUCCAGUGAAAAUUUUCAGUUGGAACGUUUUUGCUCCUUGUUGUUUAGUUCCAGCCAUCUUAAAACUUCUUUUACUGUGGAUAAAUGAAUAUGUCAAUAAUCCUACUCACCAUAACACAUUAAAUCAUCGUGUACAUUAUAAUAAAGAUUUUGUUCUGGGUUUAUAUCUGCUACUUUUGGGAUUGUUUUGCAGUGAAAGGAUUUAUCAGCUUGUAAAACGAGUAGUUAGACGCCUUUUGGAUUUUUAUCCAUUUUUCUCACCGAGUCGUAUUGUGAUUGAACCAUUAAUGAUGGUGGGGUAUUUUUGUACCGCUAUCACUUUAGUCUGGUCCCAAGUGAUGUUACUUUCUAACGUAGAUACUGAUCUAUUUCUUACUUCAAAUAUUUAUAUUCUUAUUCAAAUUUCUAUUUCAUGUCUGGUGACCAGUUUAGCCUUAAUUCUACCAUCUGCAUUGAAUUUAAAUCUAAUAAGCUGUGAAACGUCUGGUUAUUCUCGUAAUUUUGCCAAAAUUGGUCUAUUACUUUUAGCACUAACUUUUAAUUCAAUUCAGCUUGAUCUUAAUUUGUCUGAGGCUGGUGUCUACGUCGUAACUAUUCCUACUUGUAUAUUAUGCAUAAUUUGGAUGAUAUGUUUAUUCUCUUAUGCAACAUUGGAAUUAUAUUCUAUUAGUGUAUUUAUGUAUGCACUUCAGAAUGUAAUUUAUCCUGGUUUAUUCAUUUUGUCUGUUUCAUUCACCUCUAUGAUAUCAGUAGAUUUAUUUACUCCCAACUUGACUGUAUUUUUGCUUUUCUCAGUUUUUGUAUCGUGUGUGAUUUGUUUUGUAAUUUGGGAUAUUAACGAUAGUUUAAUAACUGAUCAAAUUCAGUGUACGUUUACUAACUGCGAAUCUGAUAUGAUAAUGACUAUGUUCGAAAAAGACGACAAUAGCGGUUCAUUGAAGAAAUCAUCGAAGAAAUUCUCAUCCGUUUCAUUGAAUAAUCCAAGACAUAGUCAUGUAGCUGUAUGCAAUUCAUUUCGUGAAUUACUUAUAAGAUUAAUUUUGUUAAUUUGUUCAUUAGUUAGUUUACUAAUUUUAUUAGUAUAUCUUGUUCAUCAUUUGGAAGUAUCUGUGACUGAUACUAUUUGUCAGUUGUAUACAAUAUUCGCAUUGAAAAUAUUUUGUAUCGCACAAAUCUCCGUUGGAUACCCUCAAAGAUGGCUCUGUGACAAGGUUCGAUGUCGGUCUGCUCGACUCAUUGACAAUGAUUCCAACUAUGUUUUACGAUUUAUUCUAAUAUCUAUGGUCAACGUUUGCAUUAUAUUAUCGGUUAUCCUUCGUUAUCACUUCUGUACAAUUUUUUCUACGGAAAUAGAAAUAUUCUUCCUUCCAUGGAUCAUCUUCACUUUUCAUGGUAAACAACUUCAUCGAUAUCGUCAUGUUUUAGCAUUAACCUGUUUCACUAUUCUUUUGUUGUACAUGGUGUUUAUUCAUUCACCAAUUGUGAAAGGUUAUGCACCAUCUUUGCCAACGUUUGAUCGUCAAUUUUUCGGUAGAACAAAUUCACCAUUGUAUUAUUGGAGUGAAUUUUUAUUAACUAUUGCAUUAUGUCCAUUGCAUUUAUUAUUUCUUGCAGAUCAAUCAAAUAUAACUACACAAGCUAUAGCUGAUAUACUUUUCUUAAAUCAAUUCAGUCAAUCCCAUACACAUAAACAACAUUCAACUACAUUAUUAUCAUCAAUUCUAUGCUUUAAAUGUUUGAAAUUUCAAAUAGCAUAUACUUUAAGUUAUAUCUUUUCAUGCAUUUUGUAUACAGCUUAUGGUUUAUUACCAUUCUGUAUAAGUUAUUGGUUUGUAGCCAGUUCGUUGGCAUCGGCUAUUUUCGGUUUGUAUAGUUUUAUUAUUUGUUCUUAUUUAUUACUUCGUGUAGAUAUUGUCACAGACCACUAUUCUUACUAUUCGUACACGUGA